This is a messenger RNA of Scomber scombrus (Atlantic mackerel), 1872 nucleotides long. It is a transcript of the gene nr1h4, whose product is annotated as nuclear receptor subfamily 1, group H, member 4. Bases 444 to 1733 code for a protein of 429 amino acids. The record is from RefSeq and is a predicted model, not a curated record. The transcript has 10 exons. NCBI's taxonomy places the organism in Eukaryota, Metazoa, Chordata, Actinopteri, Scombriformes, Scombridae. Gene Ontology annotation, biological process: negative regulation of transcription by RNA polymerase II; positive regulation of transcription by RNA polymerase II; negative regulation of inflammatory response. Gene Ontology annotation, molecular function: bile acid binding; zinc ion binding; nuclear receptor activity.
UGCUUGCCAACCCUCCUGAAUGAAUGAGUGGGUGGGCCCCGACAUCAAUGUGGUGGGACCACUGCAAAUCCCACCCAGCGAUGAAUUCUCAAUCUCAGAGGGCUCCCACUUGUUUGGUGAAGGUGAGCAUGCAAGCAAACUUGUAUGUGUAUGUAUUUGCUUAGCUACCUUAUCACACAAGGCACAAAGGGGAAAGAAAAGAAAUACAAUAACAGGCAUCCCGGAUGAGCGAUCCUGCGGUUGUCAGUUAUGUGCUGGAGACUGGAGCGUCACAACAGCCAAUCCAUUACCAGCUAUGAUAGGGUGACAGCACAGCCUCCAAUCAAUACGAGUGAGCUGUAACACCUUAACAUCAUGUGCUGCUGAUUGAGAAUAUUCUGGCAGAUCAGGGCAGUCCUCUACUGCAGGAUCCCGACAUAUUACCCUUCAGCAGCUACCCUAGCAUGCAAUACCCGUCCAUGGAGCCAACCAUGUCUUCCACACCAUACUACUCCAGUCAGAACUACUACCCUCAAUACAAUGGAGAUGAGUGGUACUCACACACAGGGAUAUAUGAACUGAGGAAAGGACCCCUUGAGGUCAAUUAUGAUGCAGAGAGGGAGGAUGUGUCCACUGUGGUCCCUGCUGUGUGCAAGAGGAACCGGCACAUCCCGCAGGCUGGAAGGGUCAAAGGAGAGGAACUGUGUGUUGUGUGUGGAGACAAGGCCUCUGGAUACCACUAUAAUGCUCUCACCUGUGAGGGAUGUAAAGGUUUCUUCAGACGGAGUAUAACAAAGAAUGCUGUGUACAAAUGCAAGAGUGGCGGAAACUGUGAGAUGGAUAUGUAUAUGCGCAGGAAAUGCCAGGAGUGCCGACUAAGAAAGUGCAAGGAGAUGGGCAUGCUGGCAGAAUGUCUGCUGACAGAGAUCCAGUGUAAAUCUAAAAGGCUGCGCAAGAACACCAAGGCCUCCCCAGGACAGUCAACUGGAGACGAAACAGAGGGGGCAGACCACACAGACAACAAACAGGUCACCUCAACUACCAAACUGUCAAAGGAAAAAGUUGAAAUUACAAAAGAGCAGCGGGCGCUCAUGAAAGUCAUUGUAGAGGCUUACAAUAGACAUCAAAUUCCUCAAGAUAUGGCCAAAAAACUGCUACAAGAACAGUACAGCGCAGAGGAAAACUUCCUCCUAUUGACAGAAAUGGCAACAAAUCAAGUCCAAGUCCUGGUGGAGUUUACAAAAAAUAUUCCAGGCUUUCUGUCUCUGGAUCAUGAAGAUCAAAUCGCUCUGCUGAAAGGUUCGGCUGUGGAAGCCAUGUUUCUGCGCUCUGCUCAGGUUUUCAGCAGAAAGAUGCCCACCGGACACACAGAAGUUUUGGAAGAGAGAAUACGCAAGAGUGGUAUAUCAGAGGAAUUUAUCACACCAAUGUUCAACUUUUAUAAAAGCAUCGGUGAACUCCACAUGGCGCAGGAGGAACAGGCCCUCCUCACCGCCAUAACCAUUCUGACACCAGACAGGCCUUAUGUGAAGAAUCAGCAGGCUGUUGAGAGACUUCAGGAGCCCAUGCUGGAUAUGCUGAGGAAGCUUUGUGUCCUGCAGCAUCCACAGGAACAGCAAUACUUUGCUCGUCUCCUGGGCAGGCUGACGGAGCUGAGGACACUCAACCACUACCACGCAGAGAUGCUCACAUCCUGGAGGGUGAACGACCACAAGUUUACCCCACUGCUCUGUGAGAUCUGGGAUGUACAGUGAUAAACAGGAGAAGGUGACGAGUGGUAGUUUGGGGAUGAUGACAUGGACAUUUCAACUUGCAAGACAAAAUUGUGGUCCAGCCGCAGUGCAUAUUUAUACUAGAUGAUGUAAAGAUGUGGAAUUAAAUUGCUGCACAACC